This is a messenger RNA of Lodderomyces theae, 1671 nucleotides long. RefSeq lists its product as uncharacterized. Gene Ontology annotation, molecular function: protein binding. The record is from RefSeq and is a predicted model, not a curated record. NCBI's taxonomy places the organism in Eukaryota, Fungi, Ascomycota, Pichiomycetes, Serinales, Debaryomycetaceae. Gene Ontology annotation, cellular component: NuA4 histone acetyltransferase complex. The transcript has a single exon. The coding region runs from base 1 to 1671 and encodes 556 amino acids.
AUGACGGAACAAGUCAAGAUAAACCCCGACCUUCUGAUCAUCCUUGUGGGAUCCGUUAUCAACAAAUGUAUCAGUGAAUAUGAAGGUGAUCUAUCUGACAACAGGGCAUCGAUACCGGUCGAAGAAUUUAUCACCCAAUUAAACGACACUACACGCAAGUAUACACAAGACUUUCCCAACGACGAGAUAAACUUCCCUCAAAUAGAUAUCAAGCUACUUUCAUUCAUUAUCAAUAGAACGUUGUACUUUAAGUUUGUCAGUGUCGCGAAUAAUCAUGUCAUAGUGGAAGUAGGAGAUCGGUACGAGAAUUAUUUGAAGAAUAUUGUUGCAACUUCAACCUUUCGUUACUCAAAGUUUUUGCUAAAUGGGGCGAAACUGUUGUACAAGUCAGAACAAGAAGGAAACAAGGGAGUGGGGGUAGAGGAAGUUACCGAGACCACAGAAGAGGUUAAGGAUAUGGAAUCGGCAGAGCAGUCUGUCGAAUCAACAGAAAAUGUCGCGGACAAAGAACAGCAAGUGAGCGAUUCAAAAGAGGAUAAUAUCGAACUGGACGACGCCACUGGAGCAGCAUCGAAAGGUCAAGAUACUAAAGAUAUUGAGGGUACUAAAGAUAUUGAAGAUACUGAAGUGGUUGUUGUGACAGAAGAAACGAAGAAUCAUGAGACGGAAGAGAUAGGGGCUGCAGAUGGCGUGGAAUUGGCAAGUCCCGAAAUUGAGGAGUUAUCGCAGGUGGAUGGAAAACCGUCAUCGGCAACAGAAAUGGAAACAAAGGAUACAUCUCAGAGUGUUGGUUCUAAACAGGCGCAGGAUAAUAAGGACGAUAUUAUACAAACUGAUGUUGGUGUGGAGAAAGAGCAAUUGCUGCAGAAGGAUGAUCCUCCUGAGUCUGAUGGAGAAACAGCCCUUGAGGAGAAUACAGCAAAGGCCGAAUCCAAAGCAGCUGCGUUUGCUGAUGAAGUGGUGGAGGGAAAUGAGGAAGAAAAGUCUAGUGAAGUGCUGGAAGGUGAAGUAAAGGAUACGGCGUCUGCAGUAGUUGACGUUACCGGAGAGCAAAAGGAGUUAGGAGUCAAGAAAGACUCUGAAAAACGAUCGAAUGCGGACGACAAUUCCGAAGAGGGGACAAACAAUGUAAGUGCUUCUGGUGAUAGGGCAGUUUCAGAAUCUUCUUCACCCACGCCAGUAGAGAGCGAGACCCACGAGCCACCAGCACAAGAAAAGUCAAUUGAUACUACUUCCCCCCAAUUGCAACCACUUCCGUCAACAAAAUCUGAGCCAUUGUCGCGCAAGCGGCCGAGGUCACAAUCACCGGCACCUACACAACAUCGCAAAAGAUUCCAAAACAUUGCCGUCAAUCUCAUCAAUUCAAUUCAGGAACAUAGGUUCUCUUCACCCUUUUUGCAAGCGGUCAAUCCCAAGGAUGCACCUAACUAUUACGAGAUGAUAUAUGAACCGAGAAACUUGAAGGGUAUAUUGAAGGCUCUUAAAUCAAAGGCCGACCCACCGGUGUAUCUGCUGAUCAAGGAGCUUGAAAGGGAUGUCAUGUUGAUGUUUGCCAACUGUAUCAUGUACAACAGGCCGGACGAGGAUCUAGUAGAGCUUACUAGGACGAUGAAGAGGGAUGUUGGUGAUAUGUUCAAGAUGUUUAAAGAAGCUGAACUGGAGAUUAAGUAG